Messenger RNA from Ceratina calcarata, 769 nucleotides. RefSeq lists its product as uncharacterized. The transcript has a single exon. The coding region runs from base 427 to 735 and encodes 102 amino acids. NCBI's taxonomy places the organism in Eukaryota, Metazoa, Arthropoda, Insecta, Hymenoptera, Apidae. The record is from RefSeq and is a predicted model, not a curated record.
UUUCACGGUGAACCUUUCAGGUGCUGGUACUCGUCCCAAAUCCUCCAUCGUUCGCCAGUGACAGUGCGAACCGUGGCAAACGUUUUGAUAAAACGCACUGGCAAGUGGCCAUUGAAAAUUCUCGGUGCUUUUAUAAUUUUGCAUUAAUAUUAAUGGUUCGGUGAUUAUUUUUAAACGUUAUUACCAGCGAUAAUGAUUUCGUAAUAACGAACAGUUAAAAUACCUAGAAUCGAAGUGAAUAAUUGAUUUCUAAUAAUGGACUCUGAUUUAUUUUAAAUGUCUGCAUUAUUUUAUUAAUUAGUAUUUUUUAAACGUUAUUGAAUAUUAAAAAUACGUGAAUUGAAUUACGUAAAGUUUUUAUUGACAUAAAUAAGAAAAGAUUGUAUUUUGCUUUUUAUCAAAGUUGAUAAAUAAAAUCGGUCAUUUAUGAUCAAAGUGGACAGUCGUCGAUUCUGUUUAAUAAUGGACUCGAUAAGGGACUUGAAACGACUUCUCUAUGAGAGGACCGAGGCACUUAGGCGUCGUGACGAGGUGAUAGAAUUUCUGGAGAAAGCGUUGGACGAACGUGAUGUCACUAUUCGAUACUUGGAGAACGAGAUCGAUAAGUUUAGGCAGAUAGUCGAUCUGAAAUUGGCGCCUGAACAAGUCCACAGGGCUAAGAGACAGGCGAUAUCCGCGGAGCCCAUUGGUAAAGACAGUGGGGUGAUAGUUAAAUUUCAAAAAACGCAAAGGUAGAUGAGAGAAUAGUAUCAUCAAUAUCAUUCUAUCU